AUGUCGAGCGCCGUUGCGGGAGCUGCCAACGAACAUGUCGCAGAUACCGACGACUUUGACUUUGGGGACGGAGACGAUUUUGAGUUGGACGAGUCGGCGCUGCUUGCUAUUGAGGCGGAAGCGAAUUCCAUGAGAGCCGCCGGACCCUCCAAGCCCAGAGCUCCACCCUCAGCGCCAGCCCUUCCUUGCACACCCAAGAGAGCAGCCACCUUGCCACGACGCUUGACUCAGACGUCUGGACGUGCAUUACUUGCCUUCGAAACGCCCUUGGUUCCUCGCCGUGCCGCGUUCCUCGCCGACGAUCACAUGCAGCCGACACCACCGACUUCUUCGCCUCACUCCAACUUUGGCACGGGGAGCCAAAGCUCGUCAAGCAGGCGUCGGUCACAAAGUCCGCGAGAAGAUUUGAGCAUGGCGCCGCCAGCAAAGCCGCCAAGCAGUAGCAUUCAAGAGGUCAGCUUCAACGCCGGUCCAGAUCAGGCGAAAGGCAAAGAAAGAGCACAAUUGGACUUUGACGACUUUGACGAAGACGGGGACGCGUCUCUAUGGGAUGAUGCGCUACUACGGGGUGUGGAUGCGAUCGAGGCGAAUCUGAAAGUGGGCGGAAGCGCGCAAGCAGUCAGUGAUUGCGAGGCCCAUAUCGCUGCCCGAUCUACGAUGCGGCAGAGAGAUCUGUUCGGACAAAUCGUCGAAGAUUUGCCUCCUCAAUCGACCAAUCGAGAAUGGGACAAGGACGCGUACAUGAGGGCAGCCGGCUUUGGUGGGUCUUCUGUGGGCGUGCUCUCUCAGACUGCGGGGCAGAGCUCCAGUGCGAGCAAGACGGGCCCGCGCGUCGCAAAGACCAAGCAAUGGGAUCGGACCGCGUACGCUAAGACGGGUCGACGCUACCGCAAAGAUACAGAAGCGAUGCGGCGCAAGAAGAAUGGCCUACCAGUGCCCGAAGACGACGAGGAAGGCCAAGUGGACUGGGACAACGCAAGACCGUAUGAACCUGCCAACGAGGCAAGAGACGUCAUUCCGGAGCUGCAGCCUAUGAAACUCCGCAUCGAUGAGGAAGCUGCAAAGGAGUGGAUCUAUCCUACUAAUAAGGAGAAGCGAAGUUAUCAAUUCGACAUCGUGCAGAAAGCUCUGUACAGCAACACACUGGUCGCAUUGCCGACCGGUCUCGGCAAAACCUUCAUCGCUGCCGUCGUAAUCCUCAACUACUUCAAUUGGUUCCCGGACGGCAAGAUCAUCUUCGUGGCUCCUACGCGACAGCUGGUAGCACAGCAGCAAUAUGCCUGCCACCGUAUAUGUGGUCUACCCUGGGAAACGGCCGUUGAGCUCACAGGAGCGACCAAAAGGGGCUUAAGAAACGAUCAGUGGGAGACGAAGCGCAUCUUCUACAUGACACCGCAAUGCUUCGAGAACGACCUUUGCUCGUCGGCCGUGGAUGCACGCGAUGUUUGUUGCGUAGUGGUCGAUGAGGCCCAUCGCGCCACAGGCAACUAUGCUUAUGGCAAUGUCAUAAGGUACUUGACUCAGAGGAACCCAUAUUUCAGAAUUCUAGCCUUGACGGCCACGCCUGGCAACAAGAGCGAGAAGGUGCAAGAAGUGGUCGACAACCUGCACAUCAGCCACAUCGAAAUCAGAACGGAGGAAGCCAUUGACAUUAGGACUUACAUUCACAAGAAGCACGAGCAUCCCGUCCUCGUGCCAAUGCGAGAUGAAGCCUCGGAGGUCCAGGCGGCCUGGGCAAAGCUGAUGAUACCUGUCGUCGAUCCGCUCUUCAAGGCGCGCUUAAUACACAGUGCAGACCCCGUGUCACUGCACCCCUUCGCUUUGAUAAGCGCCGGCAGGAAUCCCGGCAACAAGCCGAUCUUCGCUAAGAAUGGUUCUCUUCGCGGAAAACUUGGAACACUCCAGGCUAUGGCCGCUGCCAUGCAGCUGCUCAACGAGCACUCAAUCACCAUGUUCCGCACGCGCGUGCAAGACUUCGCCGCGAAGAAGCGACCGGGCAUCAAUCAAGACUCUGCCGAGUUCAAACGCUUCCGAAUACAGCUCGACAGCCUCGAUCAGACACCGGAAAACAUGCUGCAUCCGAAGAUGAUGUACUUGCGGGACGUCGUCAAGGCUCACUUUGUUGCAGAGCAAGAGCAGGGCCGCAGCAGCGACACUCGUGUCAUGAUCUUUUGCUCGUACCGAGAAUGCGUGAAGGAGAUCGUCGAGUUUCUGAACACGAUCGACGAUAUCAAGGCUGUACAAUUCAUCGGCCAGUCGGCAGAUCGCACAGGUGGCAGUGGCAUGAAUCAGAAAGCCCAGGAAAAGAUCAUUUUCCAAUACCGGCAAGGCUACUACAAUGUGCUAGUCGCCACUUCAAUCGGCGAGGAAGGCCUCGACAUUGGAGAAGUUGACCUGAUCGUGUGCUACGAAGCUGUCAAAGAUUCGGUCCGCAUGUUGCAACGUGUCGGCCGCACGGGACGCAAGCGUGAUGGCAAAAUAGUCGUGCUCAUGUCAGAGGGGCGUGAGGAGAAGCUUUGGGCCCAGUCCAAGGACAAUUACAAAUCCGUUCAGAAAGACAUCACCAGAGGCCUUAACUUGGAGCUCUUCGGCGACGUUCCAAGAUUGGUGCCUAAGCACAUCAAGCCCACUGUCGUCAUGCGUGAUGUCGAACAACCCGACUUUAUUCCUGGAGCGGUAGACCUCGCUCAGACUUCGAGCAACGCCAUCAAGUCUGCUGCGAAGAACGGCAAGGAUAAAGGCAAGAACAAACGCGUUGCCGAAGACAUGCCUGAAGGUGCUUUGAUGAACUUCAUUGCAGCAAGCGAGUUGCGAAAGGAUGGCAAGCUCAAGCGAAAAAGCUCUGGAUCGGCGAAGACUAUCCGACGCAAAAGCGGAGGUAAGAGAAGAGAUACAAGUUCAUCAGAAGAAUCACCGCAUGAGAGGAUAGCAGCGGCCCCAGCUUUGGCUCUGUCCGACGACUCAGACGACGAUCUUCUUGCUGGUGGCAUCGACUUUCGGUCGGCUGCCACGGCCACAAAGAGGACGAAUGGCCAAGGACCCAAAGGGAUAAUGACGGCUACUUCGCUACAGGGUUCAGCCAGUCACCCUAAAGGCCGCAGGCUCGGCGUUCGACGCCAGCCAUCUAGCGCUGCAUUGCUCUCUUCACCUCUUUGCAAUUCUCUGGUCGCCAAUGCAGCGGGACUGCCUGACGGCAACGACCAGCGUGCUUUUGCGCUCGCUUCUGGAGGCGAAACGCUGCACCACACGCGAGCCAAGCAAGAUUGCUGCCCAUCCAGUUCGCCAGCCCAAACCGGAUGUGGUAUUGGCAAGCCGCAUCCUUUGGUGGCAGCGCUGUUGGAGCAGCAUGUCGCUAGCAGAGAUGACGAGAGUGCGCCCCAGGAUGCGAUAGAAGCUGCCGACGCGGCGAUGCUCGUGGACGGCGGCACAUCCGAUGUGGAAGACAGCUUUGAUGAUCUUGAGCCGCUCCCGCUUUUGAGCACUCAGAAUUCAGUGAGCGUUCUCGACGCACCUCCGUUGCCAGCAGCCCCAGCCAUUAGAAGCGCGCCGAAAUCGGCUUUCGACAGUGGCAAAGGGGCAACUACACGCACGCAAGGCGACUCGACAAAAAAUGCCUUGCUGACUUCGGACGACACACCAUUCAAACCUCAGGUGCGGCGUUUCCCGGCCCGGCCUAGUGCCCCUGGCUCGUCACCUCUCCAAAUGCCGCCUCCCGCCGCAAGACCCAAGAAACGCCUUCGUCGGGGCGUGGUGGGGUGCGACUCUGAUCAGCCUGAUGCAGGAGAUGGAAUUGUUUGCAAGGAUCGACCUUGUGGAGGGAGAGCGUCCUCCUCGAAGCCGGCUGCAGCGGACAGCCGUGCCGUUUGUCAGGCGAACGGGCCAAAGAAACACAAGAGGCAGAAGAAGCGCAUCUCGAACUCGCCUACCAGCCGGAUGCUCUUUCGCCGGUCCGCAGAGCGUGACACGGAUGAAGAGAUCCACCGUGAGCUUGACGAGAACGACGAGGGUCUGGACACCGAAGACGACGCGGACUCGAGCGACCGCGAGCAUGUGGGUCACUUUCAGCCCACCCAGGCUCCUCGAGGCUACAAUCAACAAGCAAUGUACGCGCAAUCGCUGCUGACGCAAGCCGCGCCAAAAAUGGGCCUGGAUCGCCCGCAGCGCAAAGCAGAGUUCUAUGGUGGUCGCUACGGAGCGCUUGCCUCCGACGAGCACGAAGAGUCUCCGAUCCGCGUAGCGCGAGGGUCGCACCGCCAGCGCCGAGAGAUCGAGAGCACGCAUGCUGAAGAGCCAAGUGAUUCCGAGGACAAUUACGAACUCGGCUCCUUCAUCGUCUCGGAUCAUGAGCAAAUCGAGAUGGCGAGCUCGAGCCAAAGACUUCCCCAGACUAGCUCCCAAUGA
Molecule: messenger RNA, 4401 nt
Organism: Ceraceosorus guamensis
Lineage: Eukaryota; Fungi; Basidiomycota; Exobasidiomycetes; Ceraceosorales; Ceraceosoraceae
Product: P-loop containing nucleoside triphosphate hydrolase protein
Exons: 7
Coding region: 1-4401 (1466 amino acids)
Biological process (GO): double-strand break repair via synthesis-dependent strand annealing; replication fork reversal; interstrand cross-link repair
Molecular function (GO): 3'-5' DNA helicase activity; ATP binding; four-way junction helicase activity
Source: RefSeq, a predicted model, not a curated record